Messenger RNA from Recurvomyces mirabilis, 1680 nucleotides. RefSeq lists its product as uncharacterized. Gene Ontology annotation, biological process: asparaginyl-tRNA aminoacylation. Gene Ontology annotation, cellular component: cytoplasm. Bases 1 to 1680 code for a protein of 559 amino acids. The transcript has a single exon. Gene Ontology annotation, molecular function: ATP binding; nucleic acid binding; asparagine-tRNA ligase activity. The record is from RefSeq and is a predicted model, not a curated record. Lineage: Eukaryota; Fungi; Ascomycota; Dothideomycetes; Mycosphaerellales; Teratosphaeriaceae.
AUGGCGUCCCCCGCCAAGCCAGAUAUCUACAUUGACGAGGAGACUGGGCUGGACCACGAGAACUCUGGCACACAAGAGAAACCGUAUAAGACGGUCCAAUAUGCAUACUUACAAAAGAAUGGCGAAGCUUCGUUCUUCACACGAGAUCCCGAGUCGCCACCAGAAGAGGGCGUAAAGUGGAAACCUGCAGCGAAAGCGGCCCUCAAAAAAGCUGCCAACUAUGCCGAUGCACAGCGAAAGAAGGCGGGCAAGGCCAACGAGCUGGCGAUAAGAGAGAAGCAGGAGCAGGAGUCACGCGAAAAAGCUCUCGAGGAGGCAAAGAAGAUCGUCAUCAAGGACGACCCAAGUCUACCAGAAGCGCACAAAAUCCAGCUCGCCGAGAAGAUCCAGCUCGACCCUACACCACGUGUCCAAGUCAUAGGUCGGGUGAUGCGCCAGGCCAAGCAAAAGAACAUGCUCUUCGUUCGCCUUCGCGAUGGCACAGGAUAUAUGCAAUGCCUGCUUGCCGGCGACCUCGCCAAUACCUACCACGCCCAGACUCUCACUCUCGAAUCCAGCAUCCUAAUCAAAGGCCAAUUGAAAGCCGUCCCCUCCGACCACGACGCCCCAAUGGACCGCGAACUGCACGCCGACUACUUCGAGAUCAUAGGGAAGGCACCUGGUGGAGAAGAUGCAAUCACCAACAAAGUGCAAAUGAACGGUGAUGCCCAAACUCUCCUCGACAUGCGUCACCUCGCCCUUCGCAACGAGGCCAUCUCCUCUGUCCUCUACGUGCGGCAAGCAGUCGAACAUGCCUUCGCAACAAAAUACUGGGAACUCGAUUUCGUCAAGGUCUCUCCCCCAGCACUAGUGCAGACGCAAGUCGAGGGAGGCAGCACCCUGUUCGAAUUCGACUACUACAACGAAAAGGCCUACCUCACUCAAUCCUCCCAAUUGUACCUCGAAACUGCCAUCCCGUCUUUCGGAAAUGUUUACUGCAUUGAGAAAUCCUUUCGAGCGGAGAAGAGUCUAACCCGACGCCACUUAUCAGAAUACACACACAUUGAAGGCGAACUAGAUUUCAUCACCUUCGACGACUUACUCACUCACCUCGAAGACCUGAUGUGCGGUGUGCUCUCCAUCGUCCUCGCACACCCCCGCACCGCAUCCAUGAUCAAGAAACUCAACCCCGACUUCACUAUGCCCGAGCGUCCCUUCAAGCGUAUGAAGUACUCAGACGCUAUCCAAUGGCUCAACGAGCACGACAUAAAAAACGAAGACGACCAGCCACACGUCUUCGGCGACGACAUCGCGGAAGCCGCCGAGCGCAAAAUGACCGAUAUCAUCAACAAGCCCAUCUUCCUCACCCACUUUCCCACGGAGAUCAAAGCCUUUUAUAUGCAAAAGGAUCCCCAAGAUCCUCGCGUAACGGAAUCCGUGGACUGCUUGAUGCCAGGUGUAGGCGAGAUCAUCGGCGGGUCUAUGCGUAUGGAUAACUAUGAGGAGUUGAUGGAGGCUUAUACACGUAAUGGGAUUCCGUCGGAGCCUUAUUAUUGGUAUACAGAUUUGAGACGGUAUGGCACGAGUCCGCAUGGCGGGUAUGGGCUCGGGUUGGAGAGGUUCCUGGCGUGGUUGUGUAAGCAGCAUACAGUCAGGGACACCUGUUUGUUUCCGAGGUAUAUGGGGAGGUGUAAGCCGUAG